Triticum turgidum subsp. durum (durum wheat) is the source of this 1143-nucleotide messenger RNA. The record is from the annotation of a GenBank genome assembly. NCBI's taxonomy places the organism in Eukaryota, Viridiplantae, Streptophyta, Magnoliopsida, Poales, Poaceae.
AUGGCGCUCCCAGAUGAACUCCUGGAGGAGAUCUUCCUCCGCCUCGCCGCGGCCGCCGACCUCGCGCGAGCCUCAGCGGCGUGCGUCUCCUUCCGCCGCGUCAUCACCGGUCACCCCUUCCUCCGCCGGUUCCGCACCCUCCACCCGCCGCCCCUCCUGGGCAUCCUCUGCGGCGGCCUCAUCCCCGCCCAGCCGCCCCACCCUUCCGCCGCAGCGGCAGCCGCCUUUGCCGACGCCGACUUGUCGUGCUCCUUUCUUCCCCCAUCCCGCGACGGCCGCGCCUGGCGCCACCGCGACGGCCGCGACGGCCGCGCCCUUUUCUCCCCCGCCCUCGAGGGGAUCGACGGCGACUACAACCCCAGCCACCUGGCCACGGAGUUCGCCGUAUGCGACCCCCUGCACCGUCGCUACCUCCUGCUGCCGGCCCUCCCGGACCUUCUGGUCGGUCAAGUCCAUAGGCCGGACAUCGUGGAGUGCGAGCCCUUCCUCGCUCCUCCUGGCCCUGACGACGUUGGGGCUGACUGGUCGUCAUUCAGAGUCAUGUACUUGGUGCGGUGCACAACCAAGCUCGUCCUCUUCGUCUUCUCUACCUGCGCCGGACAAUGGCUCGCUAAUCCUGUUACAGUUGACGUGUUUCGAUGCGGGGCGGCGAUGCACCGCUUCUACGCCCAUGGAUGCUUCUGUUGGGAGGUUUUUCGGUCUGACAAGUUGCUCGUGCUCGAUGCGCGCAGGAUAGAGUUCUCCACUGUUGACCUCCCGACUCCACCUGGCCCUGAUGUGCGAAAGAUGGCCAUUGUAGAGGCAGGAGGAGGAAGGCUUGGGAUGCUUACUAUCUCUAAGCAUCCUGAACCUGGUGUAGAUCAUCUCCUGUAUGCCGUACAGUCUAAGGAUGCGAAUGCCACAAACCAGUGGCAGUCCAAGUCAGUAAUUUCUUUGCCGGAAAAUUAUCGCUAUGGCAUCAUGGGUGUAGCUGGUGGAUACUUACUCCUAACUGGGUAUCCACAAGACAAUAGGCCAAUAAGCUAUUUUUCACUGAAUCUCCAGACUUUCCAGCUUGAGUGGUUUUGUCAGACUGGUGAUAAAGUCAUCUUUGGUGACCUGUAUGCCGAUCUCCCACCGUCCUUGUCCCCACCAACUCUUUGA